Molecule: messenger RNA, 710 nt
Organism: Gryllus bimaculatus (two-spotted cricket)
Lineage: Eukaryota; Metazoa; Arthropoda; Insecta; Orthoptera; Gryllidae
Source: the annotation of a GenBank genome assembly
CGCCUGCCGGCCUCAGUAGUGUCAUGGCGGGCGUGCGGCGCGCAUGUGCGACGAUGCCGCUGCGGCGGCGGCGGCUCCUGGUGGCGGCGGCCGGGUGGUUCGCGUGUGUGUUGAUGGUGACUGUGCAAUGCGAUGAACAUGUGGUGGGUGACGGCGACGCCUUGGAUCCUUUGGAUACAUCAAGCCCGUCGGCUGACGGUGACACCCCGCGCGGGAGAAGGUCGUAUGGAGACUCUACAGGUGAGUUACUUCGCUUUCCAUCACCAGUUUGCCGCACUCUGCACAGCUGCUCUGGUGAGUUUCAGCGAAAACUCCUGGCGUGUUUUGUGUUUUUGCAAAAAAGGCAGUUUUUCUAUGAGCUGUGUCUUUAUUGUACUUUUAAAAAUACUUUUUCACCAUCGCUAAUCGAAUUUUUUGUACCAAUUAUUCCCAUAUUACUCACUCCAUUUCAUUUCACUGGCGUUAUUGUACUAUACGCAGUUACUUUAGAACCCAGCUCUUUGAAACUGUUAACAACAUUGUUUCAUUUUGAAAGAAUACUUAUUUUGUUUUCUCGAACAAAUUCACAAAUUUAUCAGUCAGUUUUGGAAUCUAACUAUUUUCAUCUUUUCACCCGGCUGAUUGACGAAAAGUUCUGUUUUUCACUGAAUGAUAAAAACUGCCAUACAAAGUUAUUUAAAAAAAUAAAAUCCUCAGGACUGAAUUUUUAA